Messenger RNA from Spodoptera littoralis (African cotton leafworm), 1431 nucleotides. The record is from the annotation of a GenBank genome assembly. Lineage: Eukaryota; Metazoa; Arthropoda; Insecta; Lepidoptera; Noctuidae.
AUGGCUGGCGGUUUCGUCAAGGGCGAGAUAAAGUUGGACACGAAGCCGGUGUAUUACUCCGGCCAGGUCGUAUCAGGAUCCAUAGACUUUACUCUGGAUAACCCAAUAUCUUUUUCUGUAAUCUACAUACAAUUUAUUGGAGAGGCCACAGUGUCUUGGACUGAGAGUGAAAUAGAGACUGUGAAUGGUGUUCAGAAUCAUAGAAUUAUUAAUUAUGUUGGCCGAGAGGAAUACUUUAACCAAAGAGUUACACUGGCUGGAGGGACAGGUGUUUCCCAACUGUCCGCUGGUCCACAAUCCUAUGCCUUCACUUAUCAGCUUCCUUUCAAUGCCCCUUCCUCUUUGAAACGAGAACAGGGUAAAAUAACAUACUCCAUGAAAGCACACUUGGUACAUGCGGACCCUUCAAUACUGGUUGAUGAGUUGGAAAAGGAAUUCGAAGUUGUAGCACCUUUUGAUCUAAAUUUAGGAAGUACUUUGAUUAAACAACCUACACAAGUGGAAUUUGAAGAAGUGUAUGGCUGCGAUUGUUUCUGCAGUACCAACCCUGUUACGAUACGCGUAAAGUUGCCGUACUCUGGUUACUGCCCUGGGCAGGUCAUACCCAUCGCGAUUGAAGUUGUCAACCAAAGCAGUGUUGAAAUCACUAAGAUGAUAUUCCAAAUUGUGUCGAAAGAGCUAUACCGCAGUCACCAGCCGCCGUCUGAGUACAUACUACCGGAGACAGUGCUGGCCACCACAAAGAAGGGGCCCGUAAUGGCGCGGAGCAAGCGGAGCCUGACCUGUGAUCUCGUAGUGCCGGAGAUUAUACCACCUUACCUUGAGAACUGCGGUAUCAUCGAUGUUGGGUACUUCUUCAGGGUAACAAUAAAACUAUCAGGAUGUAAUGACGAACUGCAAGAUGAAGCUGAGAUCUGUCUCGGAUUGGUACCUUUGAGAGAAUUUACUGAAGAGUAUGUGCAUCCAUUGGCGGAUAGUUUGCCAACGGGGCCUAUUCCAGACAUCAGUCAGGCACCACCCCAUCUCCUGCUUCCUCCUGUUAUCAUCACCAAUGCUGUAAGAUCGUCCAACGCCAGCCUGAAUAGAGUGCAAUACGCCCCUACUCAACUAAACCCCUACCAAAAUCCUCCUCCUUACCCUGGUCUAAACAGCGGCUACCCUGGACCUAGAUCAGCAUCUCCAGCACAAAUGGAAAUGAAGCCUAAACUUGAGAUAGGGUUCACAGUACCGGCUGAUGUAAAUACAGGGUAUCCGGGUGCUGGGUCGGGGUACCCGAGGUCUGGUCCGGCUUAUCCGAUAAACCCUCCGGUUAGAAGAGGCAAUCCUCCAUCUUAUGAGGCUAGUAUACAAUCUCCUUACCCUCCAAGCAAUAUGCCUGGUCCCUCUUAUUCUCAAGGAGGAUUCGCGCCGUCAGCCCCACCGCCUUCGUAA